Molecule: messenger RNA, 5558 nt
Organism: Linum trigynum
Lineage: Eukaryota; Viridiplantae; Streptophyta; Magnoliopsida; Malpighiales; Linaceae
Source: the annotation of a GenBank genome assembly
GUCAAAGGAAGUGAGUUAAUAUGUUGGGUCUUCCAUCUGCUUUUGGAGACACGCACCAGCCUCACUUCCCAAACUAAAGUGAAUGGCAACACGUACCCACCACUUCUACACCACUGCCACAGUCCAUUAAAUGAGUUAGGAGGGGAUUCUUAAAUAGAUUUGCCUAGGGGAGAAGAUUGCCAUGUAUCCGUAUCCAUAUCCAUCCUUUCUCUUGGAGCGUAGAGGUAGAGAGAGAGAGAGAGAGAGAGAAGCUUCUCAUAAUCUCCCUCUCCCUAUCGCUAUCUUGGGUAACUGUUCUUGGGGUCAUCUGCAUCAGUAGAAUGGAUUAGAAGCUGUGGUGGUUAUUAAACGCAUACUACUAACUAGUAAAGGUAAGUCCCUCUUUCUUUUGUGAUAGAACAAGUCAGACGGAAAGGAAGUAGUUAGUUGGCGGUGGCAAUUUGGGUUCCGCCAAGUCCCUCUGUGAUGGAAUGAUCAUGAUGCUUUAGAAUUGGCUCAAGAUAGGGUGCAUAACCAUGGUUAUGCACCCAUCAAUAACCAAAUCUAGACCCUUCAUUUAGAAAAUCCAGAUCUAAGGAUGGAGAAUUAAAGAUCAUUUUUAUUUUUCCUAACGUUCUUAAUCAGCUCAUAUCUUCUUCGUUUUAACUCGAAUUUUAAUUUUUUUUGCACAGAUGGAACGAGUUCAUCGUGCUCUACAAAAUGAUAUAUAUUUUUAGUAUUUUUUGAGAAAAAAAUUCUUUCCUCUCGAUACCAACUGCAUACCAUAUGGUAUCUUUUCGUUUUUAAUUCGUUUUUGAAAACGUUUGCACAGAAGGGACGAGUUCAUCAUGAUCUAUUGGAUCUACAAAUUUCUAGGUGAACAAAUUACAGGACCAAAAAAUAUCACACAAUAUCACUCUGGUACGCGGUGGUAUCUUAUGGUACACAAUGUUAAAAUUCGUAAAUAACAAUUAAUAUACUUCUACUAUCAUGUAUUCAAUCAUCCUACAGUCUUGGUUUGUUCAUACCACCAUGGUACGUUUUUCAAACCAUAGGUAUGCUCUUAUUUCAAUACCAGUCAAUACCAUAUGGUAUAGACUAGUGAAAAAUGGCUCAAUUUUUUUUGUUCGAAAAAUAUAUCAAAGUGGAUAUUAUUUUGAAGAGCAUAAUUAAUCUGAUCUAAUUGUGCAAAAAAAAAAAUUAAAUUUCGACUUAAAACGAGUGAGAAAUCGUCCGUCAAAGAUUAAGAAGGGGAAAAUUAAAGGCUUUCCAUGAGAGAGAGGGAUGCUAAUGUCAUGCUGAUGUGGACGGGUUACUCACCAUAAUGUUACUCACCUGAUCUGUUCCCUUUAGAAUUAUAGGUGAGGGAAUUAUAUGUCCAAAUUUUGUCAUGCAUAGUGGUUAUAUAUGUGAAUACCAGUACACUCGUUCAGGACAGGGGUCAAGCAACUAAUUGGGUAAUUAAAAUAUCAUGGAUUUAAGGCUAGUGAGUUGUGUAUGCGUGUGAUAAUGGUAUAUAUAUGCAUGGAUUUUUAAUGGGGUUCUCUGGAAAGAGUUAGUGUACAACAAUACAGGGUGUCAACAGUAUCAUUUAUAGCUGAAAAGUAAAACUGCAAGCCCCAUUCAAAUUUCCCUGCCCGUAGAGCGAAUGUAGGAGUCUGACGUGGCAGAGCAUUUAGGUGGGAUUAAUGUAAAUAUUUCGCCGACUGCAACCGUCGUUCUUCCUCUGCGUUUUUCUUUGGAACGUUCCUCCUUCCUCUUUCUAUGUUCUUCUUGCAUCUGAAAGCACCGAAAUAGCCUCAAACUGCCUCCAAUCUCCCCGCAUCUGCUUCUAACGCACGUGUACCCAACACCCAAUGCCGACAAAAAAAUCCCCAAUUUCAAACAAUUGAUAACCGAAAUCCCUAAUUAUAAGUGUUGGGUGCUAGCGAAAAAGUAGUGGGUUUAGGAUCGAAAUUUCAGAGGAUUUUAUUACACCGAAUAUUUUUACAAGUGUUCACUCUCACACUUUAGGCAGUAUUGCCAUAUACCUCACCAAGAGCUUAUGCUCUUCUACUCUCUCAAUGCUCUUUUAAUUUUCUUCCUUCACUCUCUCUACUUUGCUUCUUGCUAUUUCUCACCUCACUACAGCUCAUACCACCAUCACUUAUUUAUACAUGUUCAUUACCGCCAUAGGAAAGAUCUAGGGACAGCAUUAAUUGAUUUGGUAGGACCGACUUGCUUGAGAUAAUCUUCAUCCAUUAUCUGCGGCAAACCUUGUCCAUUGUAUUAAUUAUAGGUCCAGCUGUUAGAGAUUGAUGUGACCAACUUAGAGCUGCGGUUGUGCUUGGAUCCAUGUAAUAAUUAUAUGUUUAUCUCUUUGCUGACUUAGAAUUGCAGCAUACCAUGUCCUCUUUUGCUUCAGGUUUUUCACGUGCAACAUUUGGGCAAGUCCACAAGAUUCUAGAAUUGCAAAUUAUAUUUGACAAUAAGAAAGUCGACGGUGCCACUCGCUAACGGAAGUCCUUGGGAGUGGGGAGAUCGCACAUGGGAGUGCAAGCGGCCGAUCUCGUCGGCGAAGAGGUUGUCGACGUGCGAGGCUUUGAUCUCCGCCGACAAGCACAACUCAUUGGCAGCUGGCAGACUGGGUACCUUCGAACCCAAUUGGCCGCUCUGUUUGAACACCCACCACCUGCCAUUUCUAAUUUCGGCACUAUUCUUGAGCCAAAGUCAUUGUCGCAUUCUACGAUGUCAUCAAUACCAAACGUCAGGUAAACUUUUCUAUUCUGAGCCUUUCGUUCGUAUUCUUCUUUCCCAAUUUCAUUUGACGGACUACUAGUGAUGGCUUUACCGCUUUUUAUAAUUCUAUUUAAAAACAAAAUCUUCACACAUAGAGUGGUAGAAGUGCUGAACCCGGAUGAGGAUUAGGUGUGGAUCCACGAUGACAUAUCUUGCUCCUCCCUACUUUUCUCCGGAAAAAGUACCACAGAGUGAAAUUAGGUUUCUUUCUUCACAUCCCAUUUCCUUACUCGGAAAUCUAUAGGAUGAUUCCGGUGAGGGAGGAGACUCUCCAGGCCUUGCUCAAUUGCUAUUUGGUAGGGUUCCAUACAUUCGAUUACGCCCGCCAUUUCUUGUCCUGCUGUAUCGGAAUGUUGGGACUAGAUUACGAGUUGAAGAGAGGGUAUAUCGGAUUGGAGUAUUUUGGGUGAACUGUGAGUAUCAAAAUCCUGCAGGUGGCGAUUCACAUGGGCCAACUGGAAUCGCAUCUGAACGGCGGGGUGAUUGUGGAGAAGGUGAAGGAGCUGAAAGAGGUUCAAAGGGAAGACUUUGAUUGUUGGGGUUGACGAUUUGGAUAUCUUCAAAGGGACCAGCCUUAAGUUUCUGGCAAUGGGGAGAUUGCUAGAUCAUAAUCCGGAUUUGAGAAGCAGCAUGGUGCUGGUCCAGAUUUUCAAUCUGGGAGGGAGAAAGGGAAAGAUGUGAGAGGACGAGACCUUGUCAGUGGCGAAUUCGGUGAAUCUAACAACAGGUAUGCUUUGGAAACCCUAAACUUGUAUUCUCAUUGAUUCAGUUUGAUCUUAUACACAUGGUUUGUUCAUUACAGGACAAAUGUCUAUAGCUGUAAUUGACAGAGAAGAAGUACGAAAUGCAGAACAAGGAGGGAAUAGAGAUUGAGCAAAUGAAAGAGACGUUGUGGCCUCAGGGCACAACGACGACGUCUUGGUCUUUCAGCUACGGCAACGUUCUUUCAGCUACGACAGCGUUUCGACUAUCUUCAAGCCCUUUAGUUGAGACGGCAUCAUUCCAGGUGACUCUUGCUUCGCUUUGUGACACGCUAAAACACAACACCAAACGGCGACCAAGUGUAAUCGCAAUCCGGAAAUGCAGUACAGGCAAGCUCUAAUUGUCAACCCGGAGUCUAGAUUUACUGCCUACUCCGUGAAUAUCUAUUAUCUAGCAAACUAAGUCGAGUGAUUGUGAUUUUAAGCAAAAACAGUAAAAAAGCAGGAAAUGGUUCGGUUUUCUAAAGCAAGGGAAGAGUCACUUGGGAAUGAGUCCCCCUAGCUUCUUAGUUAGGUCACAGUUGUAAUUACCCUGGGUUGAUUAACUGUUGAUUAAACUGCGGAAGAUCCGACAGUAGCUUGCAAUCUCUUAAGCUGACCAAGCCCUCUCAGUCCAACUACCCGGCAGACGACUAGUCCUCACCGGGAUAGAAAGUUGAGGCUAUGAACACAGAACUCCAGUACUGGAAUUGGAUUCUAGUACAAAACAGUAAAUCGAUUAACUCUCGUAUAAUCAAUCUACCACUACUGAUUGAUGAAGCUCUAACAACCUAAUCAGAUUCUAUCUAUCUCAGGUUGCAGCAGAAAUCAAGAAAAGAUGAUCAGACUUCAAUUGACUCAAUGAAUCGUGCAUCAAUCGAUUAGAAUCAAACAGUAUAACAUUCUCAAGUCAUUACAAUCAAGAUCCCUAAUACAUGGAACUAGAGUUCUUCAUACCCAAGUGAGAGAAAGUUCUACUCCAUAGAGAGAGGGAGGAAAACAGAAAUCAGAGUAGUCAUACUCACAAAGAUGAGGAAAAUCUGCUCUGGGAUGUCAAUCUUCACUCCUGGGGAUGCAAUAUGGGCUUCAAUGGUGAGAAAUACACUCCAAAUAGCUCCUAGGGUUUGUUUUUUGCACUUUCUCUCUCUAAAACUCUGUUUUUGCUCUAAAAAGUCGACCCCCUCUCCUUUGGCUCGAAUCUGCCUCAAAAACCCGAUUCUAGGCAAAAUACGGGCUGAAUUACGGUCGUAAUCAUGGUCUACCCGUAAAUCACCCAAAACGCGCGUUUCACUUAACUCAGAAGAAGGGAAUCACGGUCGUAAUCACCCAAUUACUGCCAGUAAUUGAGCAAUUACGAUCGUAAAUGCUUUUACUCUUGCCCGUAAUUUGUUUUGCGACAUGAAUUUUCAGGUAUUUGGUUCAGCAUUGCAUUUACGGGCAUGACAGAAGCAAUUACGCCCGUAAAUGGGCACGGGCUGCCCGUAAUUUGCAUCUUGAAUCGCCAACUGACCUCCAAAUGACCCGAAACUUGCGCUUAUGCACCUUUUUACUUGCUAGGACCAGAAAUACGACAAAACAACACAACCUAGCAUAAAAUAGGCCAAGGAACAAUAAAUUCGAGCUAAAAUGGUCAGGAAACAAGAGUGAAAAUAUGUGCAAAUACGACGCUGUCAAAUUCCCCCACACUUAACCGUUUGCUUGUCCCCAAGCAAACCAAAUCAGAUACAAGGUAAGCUCGAAACAUCUCAAUCAUGCAACCCUUCAGGACAUAUCACAUAGGUAUGAAACACGGGAAUCAUACUGGCUUUCAAACAUCAACACAUGAACAACUUCAAUAGCAACCUGGACAACCACCACAGAGGACAUUCGAGUGCAGAAAAAUUGGGUAAAGGAGGAGUCUCCCUUCUGUUCAUCAACCAACAUAGACUUGACUCAACCACUUACUCAAGACAGUCACCUCAUGCACAAAACUCAAGAUAUCAGAAUUAAGACCGAGCAAUCUAGGUCAUCACCGGGGUAAAGAGUAUAGAUAAUAUGAGAAAAUGAAUCGCUCACUCUCGA